Lathyrus sativus (Indian pea) is the source of this 1581-nucleotide messenger RNA. The record is from the annotation of a GenBank genome assembly. Lineage: Eukaryota; Viridiplantae; Streptophyta; Magnoliopsida; Fabales; Fabaceae.
AUGUCGAAAAACCACACCUUUUUCAUCUAUUUCAUUCUCCUACACAUAACCACAUCCCUAGGAAAAACCGAGCAUUGCGAAAUUCUGCUACCACGACAGUUUGAUGCUACUAUAUCCAACAAAUUCCAUAACGACCCUGCAACAAUCCAACAUGCUUCCAAUGACUAUGGCAACAUGGUUCAUGAAUCUCCAAUAGCAGUGUUUCAUCCGUCUUCUAUACAAGACAUAGUAACCCUAAUUAAAAUCUCAUACAAUAGCUCCGUUCCUUUCAGCAUAGCAGCUAGAGGGCAAGGUCACUCCACAAACGGUCAAGCCAUGGCACGCGACGGAGUUGUAGUUGACAUGGCUAGCUUCAGAAAACAACGAAAACGCGUAGCAAUUAGUGUCUCCGAAGAUCCUGUGUUUGGUUACUAUGUUGAUGUUGGAGGAGAACAACUAUGGAUUGAUGUUUUGUAUGCUACACUGGAACAUGGACUUGCACCUGUUUCUUGGACUGACUAUCUUUACCUAACGGUGGGAGGAACACUUUCCAAUGCUGGAAUUAGUGGGCAGACAUUUCGUUAUGGACCUCAAAUCAGCAACGUUCAUGAAUUGGAUGUCAUUACUGGAAAAGGAGAUUUUGUAACAUGCUCUUCUGAGAAGAAUUCAAAGCUAUAUCACAGUGUUCUUGGAGGUUUAGGACAAUUCGGAGUUAUAACAAGAGCAAGAUUUUCUGUUGAGCCAGCUCCUACAAUGGUCAAGUGGAUGAGACUCAUUUACAGUGACUUUUCAGCUUUUACCAAAGACCAGGAACGAUUAAUCUCAAUGAAUGGAAUAAAAUUGAAUUUUUUGGAAGGGAUGGUGCUAAUGCAACAAGGUUCCAUAAAUAAUUGGAGAUCCUCUUUCUUUCCUUUAUCUCAACAUUCAAGAAUAGUUUCUUUAAUAAAUAAGCACAACAUUCUCUACUGUCUUGAUUUGGCUAAGUAUUAUUAUGAUCAUCAAUCUCACAAAAUGGUGGACAAGGAGAUUCAAGUUAUGCUUCAAGGACUAGCUUAUAUUCCUGGAUUUCACUAUGAGAAAAAUGUUUCAUAUGUUGAGUUCUUGAAUAGAGUCCGAAGUGGAGAAUUGAAGCUUCAGUCACAAGGAUUGUGGGAUGUUCCUCACCCAUGGCUUAAUUUGUUUAUACCAAAGUCUCAAAUAUUGGAUUUUAAUUCAGGUGUAUUUAAGGAUAUAAUUCUUAAAAGAAACAUCACUAAUGGAAUUGUCCUCGUUUAUCCCAUGAAUAAAAGCAAGUGGGAUGAUAGAAUGUCAGCAAUUAUACCAGAUGAGGAUGUUUUUUAUACAGUUGGAUUUUUACACUCGGGUGGAUUUGAUAAUUGGAAAGCAUAUGAUGCUCAAAACAAAGAAAUUUUGAAGUUUUGUAGUGAUGUUGGUAUAAAGGUUAAGCAAUAUCUUCCCAAUCACAGCACACAUGAAGAUUGGAAAAAUCAUUUUAGUACUAAAUGGAAAAGUUUCUUAGAAAGAAAACAUCAGUUUGAUCCCAGAAUGAUUCUAUCACCUGGACAGAAAAUCUUCAACAAUAAUUAUUACCAUACAUUUUAA